AAAAAAGACUUGCGUCAUUUGAUGGAAGAUUGCGCAGCGAUUUUGCAUUAUCCAGGAGGAAACAGCAACAGGUUAGAACGUUGUGUAGACUAUGGUCACUUCUUUCUGUUUGCGCGUCAUCGUUUUCUUUGCCACCACAAUGGUUGCAUCGUCCUCGACCGUUGCAACGCAACACGAUAAUGCAACAGCUAGGGUUGGUUUCGGGACGGCCGCACUGGGAGAAAGUUGUGCGAACGUAGUGUACAUGGCGCUUGAAGAAGGCUUUCGGGCCUUCGAUACCGCUGAAGCCGACUGGUGGUACGAUCAAGCUGCCGUAGGUCGGGCAUUGGAAGAAUUUUUUUCAACGAAAGAUGACUCUGUACUGGAUGACGAGUGUCUCGAUAGCGAAGGGCAGGUUUGCCAAGCUGGUACACAACCAGAGUGUGGAUUGCAGAACUUGCGUGUUUCCACCAAGAUUCCACCCUGGAGUCUCACGAGCACGGAAAACAUUCGUCGCAACGCAGCGAACAGUCGUCGAGAGUUGGUCGGCUUUUGUCGGGACGAAGCGAUGCUGGCGGACAACGGUAUCGAGAUAGCCAAACCCUUUCCGCUCGAUAUUUACUACAUCCACGCACCCACCUGUUGGAAAGGAUGGCACCCGAGGUGCGACGAUCACCCCCCGCUGCUGCCUUUGCGCGAGUCGUGGUUGGCCAUGGAAGCGGUCGUCGGACUAGAUUAUUCUGCGCGACGGAUUGGACUUUCCAACAUCCGGGUGGAGGAGUUAGUAGACCUGUUGACGUACAUCCGUGAGCGAAUAGCCAAAGCGGAAUCGUCGGGGGCACCUCCGCGCAUUCCAGACGUUGUUCAGGCCUUCGCCGAUCCUAUCCAACCAGCGGACGACUUGCGCCGAGUCUGUCAGGAAAACGGCAUUGAAUUUGUGUCAUAUAGUACCUUGGGAACGCAACAUCGAAAUGUGGUUCAAAAUCCUGUUCUGAUGAGUCCUAUUGUACAACAUAUUGCUGUCAAGCACGAGCGUUCCACGGCAGAAGUAGUUUUGAGCUGGGCGCUCCACCACAACAUGGGCGUGAUUCCCCGUUCGACAUGA
This is a messenger RNA of Phaeodactylum tricornutum CCAP 1055/1, 1084 nucleotides long. RefSeq lists its product with no specific name. The record is from RefSeq and is a predicted model, not a curated record. The transcript is spliced from 2 exons. NCBI's taxonomy places the organism in Eukaryota, Bacillariophyta, Bacillariophyceae, Surirellales, Neidiaceae. The coding region runs from base 92 to 1084 and encodes 330 amino acids. Gene Ontology annotation, molecular function: oxidoreductase activity.